Messenger RNA from Zophobas morio, 2301 nucleotides. Its product is annotated as delta-1-pyrroline-5-carboxylate dehydrogenase, mitochondrial-like. Gene Ontology annotation, cellular component: mitochondrial matrix. Lineage: Eukaryota; Metazoa; Arthropoda; Insecta; Coleoptera; Tenebrionidae. The record is from RefSeq and is a predicted model, not a curated record. The transcript has 9 exons. Gene Ontology annotation, molecular function: L-glutamate gamma-semialdehyde dehydrogenase (NAD+) activity. The coding region runs from base 148 to 1854 and encodes 568 amino acids.
UAACCCACUUAACGAUUACGUAAAAUUGACAUUACGCCAGGCCUGUGCAAGUGUCAAAUGGUGAACGUCAAGUGGUGUUCAGUUCGGUGAAUUUCCCUCAAAAUUUUCCCGUGAAGAGUUCCGUCACUCGUAAAACGCCCCUUCACAAUGUUAUCUGCAUGUAAACAAACAAUCUCUACAAGUUUUCAAAGAGUGGGCGUGAGAUGUUUGGGUUCUAUUGUGCCCGAGGUGAAAAUCAGCGAUUUCGGAGUCAAGAAUGAGCCGGUUUUGGAAUACCUCAAAGGGUCAAAAGAACGCAAGGAGCUCGAAGAGGCGCUGAAGAAGACAUCUGCGACGACGGAAGACGUUCCCAUCGUGAUUGGCGACAAAGAAUACAAAACAGACGAUGCCAGGUAUCAGGUUUACCCGCACAACCACAAGAAGAAACUUGCCAAGUUCUACUACGCGGACAAGAAACUCGUGAACAAAGCCAUCGACGUCGCCGUCGAAACCCAGAAGAAAUGGGACCGAACGCCCAUUCCCGAGCGCCUGAAGAUCUGGGAGAAGGCGGCUUCGCUAAUGGCGAACGAAUACAGGCAGACCCUGAACGCCGCCACCAUGCUGGGUCAGGCCAAGACCGUCAUCCAGGCCGAGAUCGAUUCGGCCGCCGAACUCAUCGACUUCUUCAGGUUGAACGCAUAUUUUCUCAAGGAGGCGACCAAGUACCAACCGAUCUCCGAAAACCCGAAAGUCACCAAGAACUCGAUGAGGUACAGGGGCAUCGACGGCUUCAUCGCGGCCGUGUCGCCUUUCAACUUCACGGCGAUCGGGGGGAAUCUGGCGUACACUCCGGCUUUGAUGGGGAAUGCGAUUUUGUGGAAACCGAGCGACACGGCGCUGUUAUCCAAUUGGACCAUCUUCAAGAUUUGCCGGGAAGCGGGCGUUCCUCCGGGAGUUGUGAAUUUCGUUCCAGCUGAUGGGCCCGUUUUCGGGGAUACCAUCACUGCAUCGAAGUAUUUAGCUGGUAUUAAUUUCACCGGAAGUGUUCCAACCUUUACCCGUCUAUGGACCCAAGUGGGCCAAAAUAUCAACAAAUAUAUCAAUUUUCCACGCCUGAUCGGCGAAUGCGGCGGCAAAAAUUACCAUUUCGUCCAUCCUAGCGCUGACGUCACUUCGGUGGUCAAUGCCACCAUUAGGAGCGCUUUCGAAUUCUGCGGACAAAAAUGCAGCGCCUGCUCAAGAAUGUACGUUCCGGAGUCUCUAUGGCCCAAGAUCAAAGAGGGCCUCUUGGAGACAAGAAGCAAACUGAAGAUCGGCGAACCGACAGAUUACGAAUCGUUCACUUCGGCCGUAAUCGACGAUAAGGCAUUUAAAAGAAUCUCAGGGUACAUCGACCAUGCCAAGAGUUCAUCCAAUUUGGAAAUCAUCGGAGGCGGAAAAUACGAUGACAGUACCGGCUACUUUAUCGAACCAACGAUCGUAGUUACCAAAGAUCCCAAAGAUAAAAUAAUGACGGAGGAAAUUUUCGGUCCUGUGCUAUCCAUUUACGUUUACAAAGACAACAAGUUGGAGGAAACUGUAGGGUUGGUUGGAACUUCAACCGCGUUUGCGCUGACUGGAGCGAUUUUCGCACAAGACGAGAAAUGGCUAAGAUAUGCCAUUGAAGAACUCAAGAUGACGGCAGGCAACUUUUACGUUAACGACAAGUCAACGGGAAGCGUGGUUGGCCAACAACCGUUUGGCGGCGCCAGGUUAUCGGGAACCAACGAUAAGGCAGGUGGUCCUCACUACGUCUUAAGAUGGGGCAAUCCGCAAGCCGUCAAAGAGACUUUCGUACCUUUAACAGAAGUCUCUUAUCCGUACAUGAAACAAUAAUUAUAUUUAUUAUAUAUCCGUUGAUCAGUUUUAUCUUUUGUGGUAGAUUUUUUACCAUUGAUUCUCACCGAUUGGAUUUUUAUUUGAACAAGUGUAGAUUCAAGUAUUGGAUUUUAUAUUGUUGGAAUAUUUAAUUUAAUUUUGUUUUUAUCGAUUAGGUAUCAAUUUUUCGCGUUGGUUUUUCAAAAAAACAACGUCUAGGAAAUGUUUAAGCUAGAAAUGUAUAAGGAAAUUCUCGACAAUAUUAUUGUAAUUACUGUAACUGUUAUAAUAUGAACGGAAAGAUGUAAUAAAUGUGUAUUAUAACUCAGUUCUGUCAUUUAUACGUGUAUUAGAAAUUUGUGAUCUUUUGUCAGUCGUGUACAUUGUGAAAUCCCGUUUGUAAACUUAAGGAAAACACGUUAUUUUAAACUUGUAAAGUAGCAAUAAAUGCUUCUGUUUGUUAGA